UUUAUUUUUCCCCAACACCCAAAAAAAAAAAUUAAAAAAAAAUAACCCACCCCUCCUCUCCGCAACAACCUCUUCCCUUUUCUACCCAAGUUUUUGUCUGAAAACCAAAUCCGAAAACCCUAAUUUUCUCAAUUCCGCGGAUUUCCGGUUGUGAAUUAGGGUUCGUUUUAUGGAACCGCAGCAUGACAAGGACGCGUCGUCCAUGGUCGCCAAGACGAAGAGCGCCAAUUCGUACCAGAUGCUGAACGGGCCGUCGCUGACGCACUCGGCCUGGUUCGAAAUCCGGUUGUUCUACGUCCGGAUCGCGCCGUGCGUCAUCGACAGCGUGCCGGACCACCUCACGCUCUGCCACCUCCGCCGCGACAUCGGCGUCUCUCUCGAGAUCAACGGCGCCAGGAUUCCGAACUCCGACUCGGCGUCGCUCACGCUCCGCCGCGACCGGCUGGACAAGGAGUCGUCGGAGGUGACGUACGUGGCCACCGACAGCGUGAGGGUCACCGGCGGGGUUGAGUUUGAGGUCUACGAGAACAAUGACAUGGUGCUGUGCGGGUCGUUGGAGAGGAUGGAAGGCGUUUGGCUCAAUGGGAAUGCGGGGAUGGAGAAUGAUUCCAAGACGGGUUGGAGUAUGGAUUGUUAUAUGGCUGCGUCUAUUAAUUCCGGCUCUUCGGCGUUUUUCCGGCCGAAACUCGGGGUUUCGGCGCCGUCUAUAGAGGUUUAUAUCGCCGGCUGCUGCUCUGGUGUGCCGGUGAUAUUGACAAAGACAAUACAGAUUAGUCCCAGGCGGAAGUGCCCAAGGCAUGCCACCCUGGAUGCUAUUCCUGAGGAGGAGGAGGUCGGGAAGGAGCAUAGCAAGAGCUGUAAUGGGUUAAUUCGUCAACGGAAAGUGCAGAUGACAGAAUCUGAAAUUGAUGAGUAUGAAUCAGAUGGUAAAAUUGGACAUGGUUUCUACUCUGAUGAAAUGUACACCGGUGAAGAUGGUCAACUCACAUGGUUCAAUGCUGGUGUUAGAGUUGGUGUUGGAAUUGGCCUUGGGAUGUGCCUUGGAAUAGGGAUUGGUGUUGGACUGCUCAUGCGUUCCUAUCAAGCGACCACUAGUAAUUUCAGGAGGAGCGCCGGCAUCGAAUCCCCCGCCACAAUGUCCCACCGCACCACCCAAACGACGUCGUCGCUCCCCCUCGUCGUCACUCUCAACUGCAUCGAAGACUUCGCCAUGGAGCAAGACUGCUUGUCCGGCGUCGCCGCCGUCGAGCACGUCCCUCUCAGCCGCCUGGCCGACGGCAGGAUCGAGUCCGCCUCCGCCGUGCUCCUCCAGUCCCUCGCCUACCUCCCACGCGCCGCCCAGCGCCGGCUGCGUCCUUACCAGCUCAUCCUCUGCCUUGGGUCUGCUGACCGCGCCACCGACUCCGCUCUCGCCGCCGACCUCGGGCUCCGGCUCGUCCACGUGGACGCCUCCCGCGCCGAGGAGAUCGCCGAUACGGUUAUGGCGCUGUUUCUAGGGUUGCUGAGGAGGACGCACUUGCUCUCGCGCCAAACGCUUUCGGCUUCCGGGUGGCUUGGUUCGGUUCAGCCGCUUUGCCGUGGGAUGAGGCGGUGCCGGGGCUUGGUUUUGGGGAUUAUUGGUAGAUCUGCGGCGGCGAGGUCUCUGGCUACUAGAAGCUUGGCCUUCAAGAUCAGUGUGCUGUAUUUUGAUGUAGAGGUGAACGGAAAAGUGAGUAGGUCUUAUGGCUUUCCUUCUGCUGCCCGAAAGAUGGAUACUCUAAAUGACUUACUUGCUGCGAGUGACCUCAUUUCGCUUCAUUGUGCUCUGACAAAUGAAACAAUUCAGAUUCUGAAUGCUGAAUGUUUACAGCACGUAAAGCCUGGAGCAUUUCUUGUAAACACAGGGAGCAGUCAACUGUUGGAUGAUUGUUUUGUGAAACAGCUUUUGAUUGAUGGAACUUUAGCUGGGUGUGCUUUGGAUGGUGCUGAAGGGCCGCAAUGGAUGGAAGCAUGGGUAAAGGAGAUGCCCAAUGUGUUGAUACUUCCGCACAGUGCAGAUUAUAGUGAAGAAGUAUGGCUGGAGAUAAGGGAUAAGGCAAUAUCUGUAUUGCAGGCAUUCUUCUUUGAUGGGGUUGUUCCAAAAAAUGUUGUAUCUGAUGAGGAUGAGGAGGAAAGUGAAAUAGGUGAUGAAAAUGAACACUCUGAUAAACUGGAGCAAGAAAAUCCCUUACAGCUAACCCUUGUUCAGCAAUUAACUGAUGUUAGUCAUGCAAGUCCAGAAAGCUCCCUGCAUAAAGAAACCAAUCAAUCCAAGGAGUCUCCUAGCCAGCAAGGUUCGGGUUUGUCUCAAAAUUCAACUACUCGGUCCGAUGGAAGACGAAGUAGAUCAGGUAAGAAAGCCAAAAAGAGGCACACACAUCAGAAAUCCCAGAAGAAAUCAGAUGAACCUUCACUAGCAAAAGAAAGUACCUCACAGCGGGAGGAAGAUACGACUAUGAGUGGCACAGAUCAAGCGUUAAGUUCCAGUUCUCGGUUUGCUUCCCCUGAAGACUCAAGAAGUAGGAAAACACCUAUAGAAUCAAUGCAAGAGUCGCCUUCCGACCAGCUUCUAAAAUCUAGAAAGAGGCUGAGUGGAAAGCCUGGUGAACUGUUAAAGGAUGGCUAUGUUGUAGCUCUAUAUGCAAGAGAUAGCCCCGGUCUUCAUGUUGCAAGGCAAAGAGUUAAAGGUGGUGGUUGGUUCCUAGAUACCAUGUCAAAUGUAACGAAAAGAGAUCCUGCAGUUCAGUUCCUCAUUGUAAUCAGAAGCAAGGAUACCAUUGGUUUGCGAUCUUUUGCUGCUGGUGGAAAGUUAUUGCAGAUAAAUAGAAGAAUGGAAUUUGUAUUUGCAAGUCACAGUUUUGAUGUUUGGGAGAGUUGGAUGUUGGAAGGUUCUCUGGGCGAGUGUAGGCUGGUUAACUGUAGAAAUCCACUGGCUGUUUUGGAUGUAAGCAUCGAGAUACUGGCCACUGUAGGCGAAGAUGAUGGGGUAACACGCUGGCUUGAUUAGGAGUGGAACAUGAGAGUAAGCCUAACAUUCUUGUUCCGAUUUUAUUUUCCCUCCUUGGAGGUUUGUAUCAAUUUGAAUCUGCUUGAAAGUUGUAAAGUGUUCCUUUUGUUUAUUUUUUAUUGCCUCCAUUUCCUUUCUAUGGUUUUAUCUGUUUUUAUCAUUAUAUUUGUGUUCGAAGCUCUGAGUUAUUCAGCAUCCAAGUGAAUGUAUUUGUGUAAUUUACAUGGGACAUUCCAUUGGAGAUAGUUAUGUAACUUACCAGUAAGGAAGCUU
Molecule: messenger RNA, 3298 nt
Organism: Rosa chinensis
Lineage: Eukaryota; Viridiplantae; Streptophyta; Magnoliopsida; Rosales; Rosaceae
Product: C-terminal binding protein AN
Exons: 9
Coding region: 170-3025 (951 amino acids)
Biological process (GO): microtubule cytoskeleton organization
Molecular function (GO): NAD binding
Source: RefSeq, a predicted model, not a curated record